This is a messenger RNA of Psammomys obesus (fat sand rat), 1679 nucleotides long. RefSeq names its product MIF4G domain containing (gene Mif4gd). Lineage: Eukaryota; Metazoa; Chordata; Mammalia; Rodentia; Muridae. The record is from RefSeq and is a predicted model, not a curated record. The transcript has 5 exons. Gene Ontology annotation, cellular component: cytosol. Gene Ontology annotation, molecular function: translation activator activity; RNA binding; protein binding. The coding region runs from base 524 to 1192 and encodes 222 amino acids. Gene Ontology annotation, biological process: regulation of translational initiation.
GGGGUGGGUUUUGUAGGCUAUAAAGGACUGGCAAACGCUCGAAGCCCUGCUGGUAUCAGGAACUGCGGCUUGGACCACGCCGGCCAAGAAACUGAGCCAGCAUUCUCCAUGUUGGAUUAUAUGGGCGAGUCUGAUAUUGACCUCAACACACCCCGGUUCAGUAUAUGUUCCCCUAGAUUUACCCUGAUACAAUAAUCCAGCUGCUGGUGCGACUUUAGGUGAAUUCCCGCUUCACUUCUCAUACGUAGUCCCAGAAGCCUGGGUUUUCCUAAGCUGAGCAGCAGGUGCCUACUUGGUGCUCAAGUACUCCACCAGAAGCCAAGUUUGGUGGGCACUCGGCCAACCACUGAACACAACAGAAAGUCCAGUUCUGCCUGUGCCCAAGCCUUGGCCUGCCCCGCCCAAUGCCUACACGGACUAGAAUGUGGAGCUCUCCGGUUCACCCUUGAAGCCUCGUCCAUCUUUGCUUCUCAGGUGCUGUCAUUAGUCUCAGGCCAGUGAAAACCGCUGGGGCUAGGCCGUCAUGGGAGAGGCCAGCAGAGAUGAGUAUAAAAUCCAGUCUUUUGACGCAGCGACUCAGCAGCUGCUGAAGACGGCGCUCAAAGAUCCAGGUGCUGUGGACUUGGAGAAAGUGGCCAAUGUGAUUGUGGACCAUUCUCUGCGGGACUGUGUGUUCAGCAAAGAAGCGGGACGGAUGUGCUACGCCAUCAUACAGGCCGAGAGUAAACAAGCAGGCCAGAGUGUCUUCCGGCGUGGGCUCCUCAACCGGCUGCAGCAGGAGUAUGAGGCCCGGGAGCAGCUGCGAGCAUGCUCCCUGCAGAGCUGGGUCUGCUAUGUCACCUUUAUCUGCAACGUCUUUGACUACCUAAGGGUGAACAACAUGCCCAUGAUGGCCCUGGUUAACCCUGUCUAUGACUGUCUCUUCCAGCUGGCCCAGCCUGAGAGUCUGAGCAGGGAAGAGGAGGUGGACUGCCUGGUGCUGCAGCUGCACCGGGUUGGGGAGCAGCUGGAGAAGAUGAAUGGGCAGCGCAUGGAUGAGCUCUUUAUCCUAAUCCGGGAUGGCUUCCUGCUCCCAAUAGACCUCAGCUCCCUGGCCCGGCUGCUGCUGCUGGAGAUCAUCGAGUUCCGGGCAGCUGGCUGGAAGACCACGCCCGCUGCCCACAAGUAUUACUAUAGUGAGGUUUCUGACUAAGCUGGGCUCCCAUGGGCCUAUGGCUGCACACACCUUCCUGUGACACUCUUUUCCAGCUGGCACCAGAAUCAUUGUCUCUCUUAGUCCCUUCUAGGCUCUUCUAUGACUGCCCUCUUCCCUUCCCACUCUGGAGUUAAGAAACCAAACAGCCCUGGUCUUCUAGCUGGAGACUGUCCUGUUUCCGCACUGCCUCCAAGUCCUUUUAGCUUCUUUUCUCCCACCACCUGGGCCAGGCAGGGAAAGGCAACUAACAACCACUGAACUGUGUAACCACUGGUGCAACACUACUUUGGUGCCUCAAGUUUCCCCAUCUGUAAAAUGGGCAAUUACAGCCGUUGGUGGGAUAUUAAGGGCAAGACACAUCGUGUUUGGUACAUUUUGCAGAGACGGCUGUGCAGAUAAGCUUAUAUCCUGCAGUCGGUUUUUUUCGUGAGUGGCAAUGCCUCACCAGGUUGGGGUGAAGGUUUUCUAAUAAAUCUUUUCUGAA